This is a messenger RNA of Scophthalmus maximus (turbot), 2338 nucleotides long. Its product is annotated as myristoylated alanine-rich C-kinase substrate-like. Gene Ontology annotation, cellular component: plasma membrane; actin filament bundle; cytoplasm. The record is from RefSeq and is a predicted model, not a curated record. Gene Ontology annotation, biological process: actin filament organization; central nervous system development. Lineage: Eukaryota; Metazoa; Chordata; Actinopteri; Pleuronectiformes; Scophthalmidae. The coding region runs from base 339 to 1133 and encodes 264 amino acids. The transcript is spliced from 2 exons. Gene Ontology annotation, molecular function: actin filament binding; calmodulin binding.
UCAUCUCUGCACUUGGGCGUUGGACUCCGCAUCUUAUUAGCAACAAGGGAAAUUUCUCCAUUUUGCAGCCUACCUACAGCGACGCGGCCACCAAUCUGGAAUUUUAUUACCACUCACCUGCCAGCGCGUUCCUGUUGUUAAAAAAAAUCUUGAAUCCUGGUGAUUCUUACCGGACUUUGCUUUACAUUUCCCCUGUGAACUUUCCUCUGUGCAGAAAACAGGGAGAGAGAGUGGGAGACAGCAGUGAAGAGCUUUGCGUCUCAACAAAGAGGCGUGUGGGUCUUUGUUCGGGAUUCUUUUUUGGGGGGGAUCCGAGUUUCUUUGUUGGAGCGAAAAGCAUGGGAGCGCCUCUGUCCAAGACAGCUGGGAAGGCUGAUACCGCAGCAGAAAAUCCGGGAGAGGCUGUUGCUUCACCCACCAAGAGCAACGGACAGGAAAAUGGCCAUGUCAAAGCCAAUGGGGACGCCUCUCCUGUGGCGGCUGAGAAUGGCAAAGAAGAGGUGAAGGUCAAUGGCAGCGCCACAGCUGAGGAGAGCCCCAAGGAGGAGGCUGAGAAGGCAGAGGCUGCCCCUGUUGAGGCAAAUGCUGCGGAUGGAGAGAAGGUAGAGGCAGCGGCUCCUGCUGAGGAAGAAGCAGCUAAGGCGGAGGAUGGCGCCACGCCUUCCACCAGCAAUGAGACACCCAAGAAAAAGAAGAAGAGGUUCUCCUUCAAGAAGUCGUUUAAGCUGAGCGGGUUUUCUUUCAAGAAGACCAAAAAGGAGACUGGAGAGGGGGCUGAGAACGAGGAGGCGGCGACAGAUGCUGCUCCAGCAGCAUCCACAGAAGAGGCCAAGGCUGAGGGCACAGAGGAGGCCGUGGCUGCUAGUGAGGAGGACAAACCCACUGAGGGGGAGGCCGCACCUGCUGCAGAGCAGGCCAAGGAGGAAGUGGAGGCCAAGCCAGAGGCAGUAGCAGCAACAGAGAAACCUGCCAAGGAGGCCAAGGAGGCUGCCCCUGCGGAGGAGCCACAGCCAGAGAAGAAGCCGGCCGAGCCUGCAGCAGAGGAAGCACCCAAAACAGAGGAGGCAACCCCCGCCUCACAGGAAGCAGAAUCAGUAGGGGCUCCGGCUGCAGCUGCUGAGGCUGCUGAAUAAGUUCAGAAGGAGAGGAAGAAAUUUAAACAACAAAAAAGGAGAAAAAAAAGAUAAUCUCAGAACAUUACCCUGUUUGUAUGUGGGAGUGACGCCAGGUCUUGGCUUUGAAGAACUUGUCUGCAAGCAGGGACGUUUUAAAGCUUUUCUUUAUUUUUUAUUUUUUGGUUUCCAUUCCCCCUCCACACAAAACCCAUCUCAGUCCAUUGUUACUUCCAUUCCAGCGGGCUAGGGAGGUGGGUGGCUUCAACACGUACAGCAGAUUAAAUACAUCCACACUCUGCCAUAUAUUUUUCAUCAGUAUUAAGUUUUUUUUUAUGAAUUUUUAUACAAAAUGUUAAAAUGCCCAUGGUAUGAAGGAGACAGGGGCUGAUUGAGCUGUAAAUGAAGCGGGAGGUGAGUUCAGGCAGGGCAGGUGGGGAGGCGGCCUGGGAAAUGUGCUGCAGACUAUUAUGAAAAGAGUAGUCUAAAAAACUAUAAGACCAACGCCUACGUACAGCAUAGGGUUUACAACACUAAGUCAUUCCUUCGAUAGAAGAAUCCCACAAUUAUUUUUUUUUUAGGAACAUCAUAUAAACUCAUAGGAGCUUUUUCACUUCUCAUUAGCUGUACUCAGUCAGUGAUUCAGUAGAAAUUCAAGUUGUAUAGGCUUUAUUGUUCAUUGUUGGUUUUAUGACCUUAAUAAAAAAAUGUAAGUAUGUAUAGGCAGGGUGUUUUUAACUGUGAUUAUUGUACAAAAUGAAAUCUGGAGCUCAAGAAGCACAUGAAGUUUGCAGCUCUUUUUUUCCCACCCGCUCAUUUUUGUAAGAUAAUGACCAACACACAUACACACACAGAAAAAAAGUCAUCCCGGAAAAUACCUUCUUCAGCAAUUUUUAACUCCAAAACCAAGCUGUGAUAAGUGGAAUGGUUAACUGUUUAUAUACUGUGGUAUGUAUUUUUGAUUACAGCAGGCAAUGCUUUUUCAGUGGUCUUUGACAAAAUUUUCAUUAAACCUAUCAGAUGCAAAUGUUUGUGUAGCAUCUUGUCUCUCUCGCUCUCUUUUCUUUCCUUUUGUAAAUACUGGAGAAGCAUUACCCAAUUUGACUUAGAGAUGGAAUGUAACUUUGCUUACAAAAAAAUGCUAAUAAACUCCUCUGCUUAAGGUGUUCUCAAUUUCUGUGAGCACUAUAAAAGCAAAAAUAAAUGUGAAUAAAAUUUUAGCUACA